AUGCACGGCGACCUGGCCGGCGGCAACGUGCUGCUGGCCACCUCUGGCGCAGACAGCCGCGGCUUCACCGCCAAGGUUGCCGACUUUGGGCUGGCCCGCAUCCUCUCCGCCACAUGCGAGACUGCCACAUUUGGGACCGUCAGGCAAGCCAAGCGCGCGGUGCGCCUCCACAUGCCUCCAGAGCUGAUGGACCGCAGCCUGCUGAGCAAGGCCACCGACUGCUACUCCCUGGGAGUGCUGAUGUGGGAGAUGUACUGCGGCCAGCACGCCUGGGCGGGCCGCAAGGUGCCCCAGAUCAUCCACGCCAAGACAGUGCGCGGCGAGCGGCUGGCGCUGCCGCAGGGGUGCCCGCCCGACUUCAGGGAGCUGGUGGAUGCCUGCAUGGCCGACGACUACGACCAGCGCCCCAGCUGCCAGCAGGCAGCUGCCGCCAUCACCCCCAUGUUGGCGGCUGCGUGA
Messenger RNA from Chlorella variabilis, 459 nucleotides. RefSeq lists its product as hypothetical. Gene Ontology annotation, molecular function: ATP binding; protein kinase activity. Bases 1 to 459 code for a protein of 152 amino acids. Gene Ontology annotation, biological process: protein phosphorylation. The record is from RefSeq and is a predicted model, not a curated record. Lineage: Eukaryota; Viridiplantae; Chlorophyta; Trebouxiophyceae; Chlorellales; Chlorellaceae. The transcript has 4 exons.